Molecule: messenger RNA, 472 nt
Organism: Mercurialis annua (annual mercury)
Lineage: Eukaryota; Viridiplantae; Streptophyta; Magnoliopsida; Malpighiales; Euphorbiaceae
Product: subtilisin inhibitor CLSI-I-like
Exons: 2
Coding region: 72-377 (101 amino acids)
Biological process (GO): response to wounding
Molecular function (GO): serine-type endopeptidase inhibitor activity
Source: RefSeq, a predicted model, not a curated record
ACUCUAAAUAUGUUAAAAAGAAAAAAAACUAUCUUCUCCCAAAUUAACAUAUACUAUCUUUGAUCUUUGAAAUGGCAGAGAAAGAAGAGAUCGUUAAAUCCUCUCAAGAAGAAGAAACUGCCCAAUCAACACCACCCUUAUUGCCAAGGACCUGUGGGAAUUUACUUGGCCCUAUUUCAACUGGAAGAAGGACAUGGCCUGAUCUAGUCGGCGUGACGGCGGAGGAAGCGGAAAGAAAGAUAAAGGAAGACAUGGCCGGAGCUGAAGUUCAAGUAGUUCCUCCUGAUUGCUUUAUUACCAUGGAUUUCAAGGUAGGGAGAGUCAGGCUGUUCAUUGAUUCAUCAGGAAAAGUUGCAAAACCCCCCAUAAUUGGCUGAUAUCUCUGCAAUUUCGAUAUUAAAUUGAAAAUUAUAAUAAUUAAGAUUGGGCACUAAAUCUGUAAUCUGAAUAAUCAUUUUAUAAAUUGUAUGCA